Messenger RNA from Spea bombifrons (plains spadefoot toad), 1662 nucleotides. RefSeq names its product estrogen receptor 2 (gene ESR2). The record is from RefSeq and is a predicted model, not a curated record. Gene Ontology annotation, cellular component: nucleus. The transcript has 8 exons. Lineage: Eukaryota; Metazoa; Chordata; Amphibia; Anura; Pelobatidae. Gene Ontology annotation, molecular function: steroid binding; sequence-specific DNA binding; nuclear estrogen receptor activity. Gene Ontology annotation, biological process: cellular response to estradiol stimulus; estrogen receptor signaling pathway; regulation of DNA-templated transcription. The coding region runs from base 1 to 1662 and encodes 553 amino acids.
AUGUCUGGAUUUAUUCACAAGGACUUCUCCCAGUUGCAGCCGCUGCAGCACGUCGGGCACGGAAAAGCCGACAUGAAAAGCUCCCCGUCCGACGUGACGCCGCCCGCUCCGUACAGCGCCAACCAGCCCGGCGCCCCCCCCGUGGACCAGAGCCCGCUCUACAUCCAGUCUUCGUACGCGGACAACAGGCACGACUACUCGGCGUUGGCGUUUUAUAGCCCGCCGGCCAUGAACUAUACCGUUCCUGGAAACUCCAGCGACUCGGAGGGUCCGGUGAUGAGGCAUACCGUCAGCCCGAGCUUACUUUGGACCGCGCAGGACCAUAUGUCCCCCGUGACUUUGCAUUGCCCGUCUUCGUUGAUGUACGCAGAGCCGCCGAGGAGCCCGUGGUUUGAGGCGAAGGCUGAGGAGCACAUCCUGCCCCUCAACAGAGAAACCCUGAAAAGAAAAUCUCAGAACGGCGAUUGCCAGAGUCACGUCGUCAGCAAUCCGGGAUCUAAAAGGGACACCCACUUCUGUGCCGUCUGCAGCGAUUACGCGUCCGGGUAUCACUACGGCGUGUGGUCUUGUGAGGGGUGCAAGGCUUUCUUCAAGAGAAGCAUUCAAGGGCACAACGACUACAUUUGUCCGGCGACGAACCAGUGCACGAUAGACAAAAACAGACGCAAAAGCUGCCAAGCGUGCCGGCUGCGGAAAUGCUUUGAAGUGGGAAUGAUGAAAUGCGGAACGAGACGGGAACGCUGCGGCUACCGCAUCAUACGGCACAGGCGCCACUCGGAAGAUCAGAUGAGUUGCUUCGGAAAGAGCAGAAAGGCGGUUGAGGGCGUAGGGCGAGUGAAGGACGUCCUCCCGGCCUCUUUGGGUCCAGAACAGUUCGUUUUGUGUUUAAUCGAAGCGGAGCCGCCAAACGUUUUGUUAAUGAGCCGACCCAGCAAACCCUUCACCGAGGCGUCCAUGAUGAUGUCGCUGACCAAGUUGGCUGACAAGGAGUUGGUUCAUAUGAUUGGAUGGGCCAAGAAAAUUCCUGGGUUCGUGGAGUUGAGUCUGUACGAUCAGGUCCGUCUCCUGGAGAGCUGCUGGCUGGAAGUUCUGAUGAUGGGGUUAAUGUGGAGGUCGAUUGAUUACCCAGGAAAACUCAUCUUUGCUCCAGACCUUGCUCUAGACAGGGAUGAAGGGAAAUGCGUGGAAGGGAUUCUGGAGAUAUUUGACAUGCUGCUCGCAACUACUUCAAGAUUUAGAGAAUUAAAACUUCAGCACCGGGAAUACCUCUGCUUAAAAGCUAUGAUUCUGCUCAACUCCAGCAUGUUUCCGUUCUUCAAUGCGGUGGAAGAGUCCGAUAGCAGCAGGAAGCUUCAUCAUCUCUUGAACACGGUCACCGACGGACUUAUCUGGGUCAUUUCCAAGAGCGGAAUCCCCUUCCGGCAGCAGUCGACGCGUCUGGCGAACUUACUGAUGCUUCUCUCCCACGUCAGACACGCCAGUUACAAGGGAAUGGAGCAUCUGCUCAGCAUGAAAUGUAAGAACGUGGUUCCGGUGUAUGACCUGCUCCUGGAGAUGCUGAACGCGCAUACGCUACGAGAGCAAAGGAAAUCGAUGGAAUCGCCAAGUUUUGCCCCCAAACCUGUAAACGAGGCGAGGGACGCGGGGCAGCCUGCGCAGUGA